This is a messenger RNA of Nicotiana tabacum (common tobacco), 1905 nucleotides long. Its product is annotated as protein TIC 40, chloroplastic. Lineage: Eukaryota; Viridiplantae; Streptophyta; Magnoliopsida; Solanales; Solanaceae. Gene Ontology annotation, biological process: chloroplast organization; protein import into chloroplast stroma. Gene Ontology annotation, cellular component: chloroplast thylakoid membrane; chloroplast inner membrane. The record is from RefSeq and is a predicted model, not a curated record.
UUUCAAUUCUUAACACUGUUCUUCUGCCUGCCGAUAUCUCACUUCACUGUCUCUCUCUUCUUCGGGAACCUCCAAAAAUAAGCCAAAUAGGAGAGACCCUUUUGCACUUCUGCUCUCCUUCUCUAUAGUAAUAAGCUGAAGUAGCAGCAAAUUUUUAUUCAGUAUUUUUUCAAGGUGAUGGAGAACAUAGGAAUAGUUUCAUCACCGAAAAUGGUAUUGGGUCUCUCUUCAAAUCCAAGGAAUUCAGUAAUUACCAGCAAACCCUUCUUUGGUCUUCCUCAUCUACCCAAAAGACCCUCAAAGAAUGCAAGAAUUGUCAGACCCACUACUUGUUUUGAAGUUGUCUCUUGUUUUCAGGGUCCAAGACUCACCAAAAAGAUUGUGCCAGAAAAAAUAGGGAGAGAUUGUUUUGCUAGCACAACUUCAGGUGGCCAGCAGACCUCUUCAGUUGGUGUAAAUCCACAAUUUUCAGCUCCAUCACCAUCGUCUCAAGUAGGGUCUCCUCUUUUUUGGAUUGGAGUUGGUGUUGGGCUCUCAGCACUUUUCUCAUGGGUGGCUUCAUACCUAAAGAAGUACGCAAUGCAGCAAGCAUUCAAAACAAUGAUGGGGCAAAUGAAUAGUAACCAGAAUAGUCCAUUUAGUAACACUGCUUUUUCACCUGGGUCACCUUUUCCGUUCCCACCACCACCUCCAAUGUCAGGUGCAGCUAGUUCAUCACCUACACCACCUGCAUCAUCAGCUUCAUUUGCAUCUCAGCCGGUUACUGUUGAUGUGUCCGCAACCAAAGUGGAGGAACCUCCAGCUGUAAAUGUCAAGAAGAAUGAUACAGAAGCUGAAAGGGUACCAAAGAAAAAUGCUUUUAUUGACAUAUCUCCCGAUGAAACAUUCCAAAAGGGUGCUUUCGAAAAUUAUAAAGAAUCAAAUGAGACAGCUUCAGUAACUGUUGAUCAGGUAACUCAAAAUGGGGCUGCUUCAAAGUCGGGAUUUGGUGCAAAUACAUCUGACAGUACCGGUUUUGGUGCAAAUACAUCUGAUAGUACCUCAUCAACUGAAAAAUCAAACCCGCUAAUGUCAGUGGAUGCUCUGGAGAAAAUGAUGGAAGAUCCAACAGUGCAGAAGAUGGUUUACCCCUAUCUACCGGAGGAGAUGAGGAAUCCUACAACAUUUAAAUGGAUGCUACAAAAUCCACAAUACCGUCAACAGUUGCAGGACAUGCUGAAUAACAUGGGUGGAAACCCAGAAUGGGACAACCGCAUGGUGGAUUCCUUGAAGAAUUUUGAUCUUAGCAGCCCUGAAAUUAAGCAACAAUUUGAUCAAAUAGGGCUUACUCCCGAGGAAGUCAUUUCGAAAAUUAUGGCUAAUCCUGAUGUUGCUAUGGCUUUCCAAAAUCCAAGAGUUCAAGCAGCCAUCAUGGAUUGUUCUCAGAAUCCACUGAGUAUCGCAAAGUAUCAAAACGACAAGGAGGUGAUGGAUGUCUUCAAUAAAAUAUCUGAACUAUUCCCUGGGGUGUCGGGUUCACCUUGAUUCUCUCCUUCCUGCUUUAGCUGCUGUUAUGUGACCGCUCCUUGUCAUUUUUGUUCUGUUUGAGUGAGGUAUCAGCCAGAACUGUUGGCCUCUAAGAUGUACUGCACACUCGGUUGGUUGUGUGCUAGCGAAAUGGUCAUUUUGCAACGGAUGCACAUGAAACUGUCGUCUCCUUGUUAAGAACAUAUAAACUCACUGCCCUUCUAAAAUUUUGUGCAUGUUAACAUGCCUUUGUUUAUCAGUAGUCUUUAGAAGCCAACUUCAGCUGUAAAUUUGCCAGCUUUUUAAUGAUUUUACAGUCACUUAUAACUUAUAUUAGCUUGUUCAACUGUAUGAUUUGAUGAAGAUAUGCUAUUCUUCUAUCUUGAUGUUUUGUUCUUA